This is a messenger RNA of Emiliania huxleyi CCMP1516, 1260 nucleotides long. RefSeq lists its product as hypothetical. Gene Ontology annotation, molecular function: oxidoreductase activity. The transcript is spliced from 11 exons. The record is from RefSeq and is a predicted model, not a curated record. NCBI's taxonomy places the organism in Eukaryota, Haptophyta, Isochrysidales, Noelaerhabdaceae. The coding region runs from base 94 to 1182 and encodes 362 amino acids.
UGGGACGUUAAGACGGUCACGGCCGUCCUGCCCGCCUUUGCGAGGUCGGCGCUCCGCAACUUCCCCGCCAACCUACCCGUGGGCCAAUCGCACAUGCAGCAGCUCCGCCGCUACUUCCCAACCUCGGACAAGGUCCGCGCCCUGCUCUCCUUCCAAGACCUGUACGUCGGCCUGUCGCCAUACGAGGCGCCCGCCGUCUUCUCGCUGCUGCAGGCGAUGGAGCUGGACGCCGCGUCGUACGGCGUUCGCUAUCCGCGGGGCGGGUUCGGGCGCGUGAGGAGGAGGCUGCUCGAGCAGUGCGAGAAGGUCGGCGUGCGGGUGCGAACCGGCGUGGCCGUCACGCGAGUCGAGGUCACCCAGGAGGGCGGGGAGGCGGGCGAGAGCGGCGCUGCUGCGACGGGCGUUCGGAUCGUCGACGGCGAUGGCUCCGAGUCGAGCUUCGCCGCCGACAUCGUGCUUUGCAACGCGGACCUGCCCGCCGCGGAGGAGGCGCUGCUGCCGCCACACCUCUCCAGGGCCGACAAGCUGCGGUCCGCCGCCUCCUCCUCCUCCGUGCUGUCCCUCUCCUUUGCCCUCGACGCGCAGUUUGCCGACGCGCUCGCGCACCACACCAUCGUCUUUGCAGAGGACUUGGGCCAGGCGCCGUGGGAGUCGCUCUUUGGCGCCCGCCGGGCCUCGAGCUUCCUGCCCGUGGCCGCAGCCCCCACCUGGGCCCCGGGCCAUUUCUACGUGCACUGCCCGACGAGGACCGACCCGACCGCAGCUCCUGCCGGAUGCGACGCCAUCACGGUUCUCCUCCCGACGCCACCGCUGCCGGUCGGCGCCUCCGAGGCGGAGGCCGAGGCGCUGUCCGACGUGUGGGCGGCGGCGGGGCGGGCGUCUGUCGUCGAGCGGCUGGCCCGCUUGCCUGGCAUGGCAGGGUGGCAGCAGAGCAUUCGCCACGAGUCCGUCAUCCCGCCGGCUCGGUGGCGGCGCGAGUACGGCCUCGCUCGCGGCGCCGUGUUUGGCCUCGCCUCCAGCCUCAACCAGCUCUCCUUCCUCCGGCCCGGCCCGCGCCACCCGAGGGUGCGCAACCUGUACUUUGCCGGCGCCUCCGCGCGGCCAGGCAACGGCGUGCCGCUGGUCAUGUGCGGCGCCAGGCAGGUGAGCGAGGCCAUCGCGCGCGAUGCGUGCGGCGGGUGAGGGACGCGGCGGCCGUGUCGCCUUUCAGCGCCACCACGGGCACCACACCGGCAGGGCGCCACGGGCGGUCGCCACAGC